Molecule: messenger RNA, 1434 nt
Organism: Fusarium subglutinans
Lineage: Eukaryota; Fungi; Ascomycota; Sordariomycetes; Hypocreales; Nectriaceae
Exons: 4
Coding region: 1-1434 (477 amino acids)
Source: RefSeq, a predicted model, not a curated record
AUGAGUGACGUAUUCCUAGGCUUUAGGCCAAGGCCUAGCGACAUUUUGAUAGCUAUGAUGGGAAUGACCGGGUCUGGAAAGAGCACUUUUAUCUCGCUGUGCACUGGACAAGACGUUCCCGUUGGUCAUGAUCUGCAAGCUUACACCGAAGUUCUCAAAGAGAUUGCUUUAAGUCUUGCCAAGACAUAUGAAGACAAUGUCAAACUGAGCGGAAUUCUAUACCUCCAUAGGAUCACAGAUCGUCGUGUGGGAGGAUCUGCUCAAAAGAACCUCAUGAUGUUCCGGAAGCUCUGUGGCAAGGACAGUCUCAAGAACGUCAUUCUCGUCACUACUAUGUGGGAAGGCGAGGACGCAGCAACAGGAGAAAAGCGAGAGCAAGAGCUGAUCGCCACGGGUGGUUUCUGGGGAGCCCUGGUCGAGGAAGGCGCUCAAGUCAAUCGUCAUAAUAAUACCCGCUCAUCUGCCAUGUCCCUACUCAGGACUGUGGCCAAAAACAACCGAAUCACUAUUUCCAUUCAAAAGGAAAUGGUCAGUGAGCAUAAAAGUCUGAAUGAGACUGAAGCUGGUAUUGGUCUUAAAUCAGACAUCCUUCUAGCUGAGCAGAGGGUUAUGAAGGAGAUGUCAGAAGCGCUCGAAAUGGAAAGGCAAGCCAGAAGAGAUGAGGACGAACGGUCAGCGGAAGAACAACGCCAAUACCGUGAGACGAUGGAAAAGAAGUUCGAGUAUCUCAAUCAAGAGCGAGAGGAUCUCAAGGUCAGUCUACAAGAAAUGAAGGAACAAAGACGUCGCUUCAUAGCACUGGAAGGGAAGUACCAGAAAAGCCAAGAGCGGAUGCGCCAACAAGAAAAGAAGAUCGAGAGUCUGGAAGAGCAACCCAAAGUCCAAGAGCAUGAGAUGCUUCAACGAACCGAAGAAGCUAGCAAGGAACUACAGAUUCUUCGCCUUCAGCUCAGCGAGAGUGGGAAUGCUAGAAUGGGGGUGUCGAGAACGGGACCCCGAAGCUCAAUGUCUCAUUAUGUAGAGCCUUUCUGGGGUGUCACGUUGUUCCUGUCAGGAAGGGACUUCUUCUUUGGAAACAAAGGGGAAAGCUUUGAGUGCCGCCAAAACGACCUAAAACCAUUGAUAGGUGACAAUGAUAAACACAAGAUUUGUGCGCUUGGCGCCAACGGAUCAUGGCUCUACCACUAUCAUACUGGAACUGACCUUAACUGUUGGACAUGUUGGUCCGACUCGUUGGCGACCGAGUAUCCGAAACUCGUCGCAUGGCUCGAAAAGCACCAAAGGUUUGGAUGUCCCCGACACAUAAGCCUUGGUACCAGAGGUUACUUUUUUAUCACCAUGGUGGACAACUCGAGCUGCUGGCGCUUCCCAAAGUCCGUGUCUAGGGAUCUCGGCGAAUGCGAGUAUACCAUUGCAAAUAUCCGAAGGUUUUGA